Messenger RNA from Oxyura jamaicensis (ruddy duck), 3222 nucleotides. RefSeq names its product riboflavin kinase-like. The record is from RefSeq and is a predicted model, not a curated record. The transcript is spliced from 4 exons. Gene Ontology annotation, cellular component: mitochondrion. NCBI's taxonomy places the organism in Eukaryota, Metazoa, Chordata, Aves, Anseriformes, Anatidae. Bases 73 to 540 code for a protein of 155 amino acids. Gene Ontology annotation, molecular function: riboflavin kinase activity. Gene Ontology annotation, biological process: riboflavin biosynthetic process; FMN biosynthetic process.
UCCGCUUGGCGUCGCCCUCGGCGAGGCGGAAGCGGGCAGCGGCGGCGUGGAGGGUGCGCGCCGGGAGCCGCCAUGAGGCAGCUGCCGUACUUCUGCCGCGGGGAGGUGGUGAAGGGCUUCGGCCGGGGCUCCCGCCAGCUGGGCGUCCCCACCGCAAACUUUUCUGAGCAAGUAGUUGAAAGCUUUCCGUCGGAUAUCUCUACUGGCAUAUACUAUGGAUGGGCCUGCGUUGGAAAUGGAGAUGUGCAUAAAAUGGUUUUGAGCAUAGGAUGGAAUCCUUUCUAUAAGAAUACUAAGAAAUCAGUGGAAACACAUAUUAUCCACACCUUCAAAGAAGACUUCUAUGGAGAAAUUCUGAGCAUAGCCAUAAUUGGGUAUAUUCGACCAGAAAAAAACUUUGAUUCCUUAGAGGCACUCAUUUCAGCAAUUCAGGAAGACAUUGAAGAGGCAAAAAGACAGCUAGAUUUACCGGAACAUCGUAAACUGAAAGAAGACAACUUCUUUCAUCCUCCAGGAGGCAAAAUAGUAAACAACCACUGAGCAAACCGAUGAGCUUUUUUUAAUGCUUUUUUUUUUUCCUGUUCCUAUUGUGGAGCUCUUAUAUUUGCACUGCUUUUGUAGGUACUUUGUCAUGUCUGUCUAGGCAAUGAGAUUGGAACCAACCAUAUAAGGGGAUUUAAGUUUGCUCAAGUCAUUUGAUCAAACCCAGUCAUUCAAAAGGAGUAGAAAGUGGUUUUAGGUUUUGGAUAAAUUGUGUAUCCAAAAAUUAGCAAUUGUUUAGAGUCAGUAGCGCACAUAGAACAUGACUAAAGUGAAUUGUGACCUCUUCAGCCUGAAGGGGUGUGGAGUUCACUUAAGUGAAGAGCGACAGUUUUUAACAUACAGAUGUUAUUCCAACCUCUUUUCCCAGUUUUCCAUCACUUUUACAUCUGGAUUGUAGUUAGCGGCUUAGGAAGUUUUGUUAUUGAUUGAAAAAUUUCCUGUGGUGCAGGAAGCCAAUGAUUAGAUAACCAUAACAAGAAUAACUCUCUGUGGUUCUUAUUUUUGAUGUGCUUUACAGCUGUUGUAGUUGAAACUGUCAUUUCAAUUGAAAUUAUUUAUUUUAACUUUAUUUGAAAUAGAUGUAAUCACUGCUGCUCGUUGAUUUACUGGAAUAUGAGAUUUGUACAGCCAGCUGUACAGAAAUACAUGAGAAUGUAUGACCUCUGUGGUUUCCUUCAGAGGUAAUGUUCACUGAAAUUCAGGAAAUGAAUGAUAGGAUGAACGUUGAUGUACUGUAAAGGUUUAGGUUCUGAGGAUGUGGAAAUACUAUUAACAAGACUUCUGCUCUUUGGGCUCUAAGACAGAAGAGGCAACUUUGCAUUUGUAUCUGCUGCUGACACUCCCCCUAGAGGAAGAGGAUCUUGAGGUUAUUCAUGUAUUGACAAUAAAAUGACUGACUUCAAGGUUAGUUUAAGGUGCAGAAAAUGCCAUCAGCCCUCCACACCAAGCGUAUGUAAGAUCCAAAGUUUUGGUCAACCAAGCAGAUCAAUGUCUUAACUUUGAGCCAGCACCAGGGGAUAUUGCUAGGGAAGAGGUCUUGAGUGAGUCAAGGUGUCCUGUUUGCUUUGAAGAACUUAUACGGAAACUUGAGAUGAUUUAAAUGAGUUGUUCAUCAGUGAUGUUGAUAGCAGAGACAGAAGAAAUACAGAACUGGGGACACUCAUUUCUGCACAAGCACUUGUUAGCAUAGACAUUUUGAUCUGCAUAGCCAAGGUGGUUACACAUUUCUCUACUGAAAUGCUGACAGUUCUGUCCUACCUGUUACCUGGAUAUCUUAAGCAUGCUUCUGCCUUCUUAGAAGGAGAAUAUUUGGAAGAAAAUUCACUUAUUGGCAGUUAGAAAUACUUUCUUUAAAAGAAGAACAAAACAGCCUGGUGGACUUCUUAUACUACUUAUGUAUAAUUUGUUAUGAACUGUAUGUAAAAUCCCAUAAAAAUUGUCUUGCAAAAGUGAAAGUUGAUUUUUUUUAUUAUUAUUUUAAAAUGGAGGGAUGAAGGGAAUUUUUUUUUUUAGGCAAAGGCUGGAGGAAUUCUUGAGGCUGUAACAUUUUGACAUUGUUACCCUUUUCUCUUUUGGGGAGGAAUAAGUAGCAGUCACAGAAAUCUACUAAAUGUGUUGCCAAAUAUAUAUUUAAAGAAUAAAUUGAUGUUUGUCAUGGUACUGUAGCCGAAUUCUCAUAGCUCCCCAUCUGUUCUUCCUGCUCCCCCUUCCCCUGCACACCUGCAUGGGUUUGCAGAGCUGAACUCUCUCUCUCUUUUCCCCAGUAAUUUCAUGUGUCUGUUGUGGAAACCAUAGUGCCUUAAGCUGGUUGUCCGAGUAAUACUUUUCUGUAUCUGCUAAAAAAUGCUACUAUCCAAAAUUCAAUUCACUGGUUGUAGAACCACCGUGCUAUGGACAGAGAACAGUGGCAAAGGAAAAACUUGAAAAACUUUGUUUGCUCUCGACUCUUACGUGAAGUAUGGCAUAUGGAUACAAUGAACUAAUGAACUGCUCUUUGUAUGCUUGUCUUCAAAUUAGAGAAAAUGUUAUUAGGCUCAUUUGGCUGAGUGUACCUGUCUGUUCACAUUAUUUAAGAUAAAGCAUUAUAUAUCAACUAUUUAAGCUCAGUACAUAAUUCCUAGCACAGUACAGACUUUAUGAAGGGUUAUAUUUUUGUAUUAUAUACAAACUGUAUUUACGUCACUUGAUGUUGCUGCACUGUACCAUUAAUAAAGGAAUUGUAAUUGUCAAAGUUAAAAUCCUUGUCAUGGGUUUCCUGAUUGAUCAUAUCUGAUGCAAACAAAUAAUCUUAGUGUAUUUCCUAGAAUAUUAUGAAGGAGAUACUUUAGGUGUAUGUCAUUACUCUGCUUAAACUUACUUCCUUUUCAGCAAAGAGCUCUUCUUGCUCACAAGCUCAGUGCUGCAGUAUUUGUGUUCAGUUACUUGCAGUUCUUCUGUAAGGCACUACAAAUAGUGAAUGAAACACAGAGGAGUUUCAUAUCUCACUUUGGUAGAACUAGAGGGCCCAUUAAAUUGUUGGAGUUUGAACAGUACAAGUUUUUUCAGUUUCAAAUACUUACUCAAGUAAAACCUAAAUAUUUUCCAUACUCUUACCCACCUUCCUCUGAAGUCUGUUGCUGUUCUGAAAUGAAGCUUGUCAGCAAUAUGAGAAUGUCUGUAUAAUAAACUUCUUCCAAACUG